Messenger RNA from Chinchilla lanigera (long-tailed chinchilla), 2967 nucleotides. RefSeq names its product elongator acetyltransferase complex subunit 3 (gene Elp3). The transcript has 15 exons. The record is from RefSeq and is a predicted model, not a curated record. Gene Ontology annotation, cellular component: cytoplasm; nucleus; elongator holoenzyme complex. Gene Ontology annotation, biological process: tRNA wobble base 5-methoxycarbonylmethyl-2-thiouridinylation. Lineage: Eukaryota; Metazoa; Chordata; Mammalia; Rodentia; Chinchillidae. Gene Ontology annotation, molecular function: iron-sulfur cluster binding; acyltransferase activity, transferring groups other than amino-acyl groups. The coding region runs from base 88 to 1731 and encodes 547 amino acids.
GACAGGUCGCAGUUGCUUUGUGGCUGUGAACUUUCGCCUGGCUGUGAGCUACGGUAUCGGGGUGGCGUGUAUUCGUACGGCGCUGAAAUGAGGCAGAAGCGGAAAGGAGAUCUCAGCCCUGCUGAGCUAAUGAUGUUGACUAUAGGAGAUGUUAUUAAACAACUGAUCGAAGCUCAUGAACAAGGGAAAGACAUCGACCUCAAUAAGGUGAAAACCAAGACAGCUGCCAAACACGGCCUUUCAGCACAGCCCCGCCUGGUGGAUAUCAUUGCUGCGGUCCCUCCUCAGUACCGGAAGGUCUUAGUCCCCAAGUUAAAGGCAAAGCCCAUCAGAACUGCCAGUGGGAUUGCUGUUGUUGCUGUGAUGUGCAAACCCCACAGAUGCCCACACAUAAGUUUUACAGGAAACAUAUGUGUCUACUGCCCUGGUGGACCUGAUUCAGACUUUGAAUACUCUACCCAGUCCUACACCGGAUAUGAGCCAACCUCCAUGCGAGCUAUUCGUGCUAGAUAUGACCCUUAUCUACAAACGAGACACCGGCUAGAACAGUUAAAACAGCUUGGUCACAGUGUGGAUAAAGUGGAGUUUAUUGUGAUGGGUGGAACUUUUAUGGCCCUUCCAGAAGAAUACAGGGAUUAUUUUAUCCGAAAUUUACAUGAUGCCUUAUCAGGACAUACUUCCAACAAUAUUUACGAGGCAGUCAAGUAUUCUGAGAGAAGCCUCACAAAGUGUAUUGGAAUUACCAUCGAGACCAGGCCAGAUUAUUGCAUGAAGCGACACUUAAGUGACAUGUUGACCUACGGCUGCACAAGGCUGGAGAUUGGGGUGCAGAGUGUGUAUGAAGAUGUGGCCAGAGAUACCAACAGGGGCCACACUGUCAAGGCAGUGUGUGAGUCAUUCCACCUGGCCAAAGAUUCUGGUUUCAAAGUUGUGGCUCAUAUGAUGCCUGAUCUGCCAAACGUGGGACUAGAACGCGACAUUGAGCAGUUUAUAGAGUUUUUUGAGAACCCCGCUUUUCGUCCUGAUGGUAUGAAACUCUACCCCACCCUGGUGAUUCGCGGUACUGGGCUGUACGAGCUUUGGAAAUCAGGACGAUAUAAGAGUUACUCUCCUAGUGACCUGAUCGAACUAGUGGCUCGGAUCCUAGCCCUUGUGCCUCCAUGGACUCGAGUGUACCGAGUGCAGAGAGACAUUCCUAUGCCCUUAGUCAGCUCGGGAGUGGAACAUGGCAACCUGAGAGAACUGGCGUUUGCAAGAAUGAAAGACCUUGGAAUACAGUGUCGGGAUGUGAGAACCAGAGAGGUUGGAAUCCAAGAAAUUCAUCACAAAGUACGACCAUACCAGGUUGAGCUGGUGAGGAGAGAUUAUGUGGCAAAUGGUGGCUGGGAGACAUUCCUGUCGUAUGAAGACCCUGAUCAAGACAUUCUGAUCGGCCUCCUGCGGUUGCGCAAGUGUUCAGAGGAAACCUUCCGUUUCGAGCUGGGUGGAGGUGUUUCCAUAGUGCGCGAGCUGCACGUGUACGGAAGUGUGGUCCCCGUGAGCAGCCGGGAUCCUACUAAGUUUCAGCAUCAGGGGUUUGGCAUGCUGCUGAUGGAGGAAGCAGAAAGAAUAGCUCAAGAAGAACACGGAUCCGGGAAAAUAGCUGUUAUAUCAGGGGUUGGCACCAGGAAUUACUAUCGGAAGAUUGGCUACAGGUUACAAGGCCCGUACAUGGUGAAGAUGCUGAAGUAAUGCCACAGCCAGUCCCCCCUCAUGGAGCGCCCUCCCUGGCAGAAGACAGCAGAUUGGCAAGGCAGACGGCCCGCCCCUGUCCCCCGCCAGGACUGUCCCCUCACCCUGUGGCCGCAGAGACUGGAAACUGCCUUCAAAGCCGGGCUGCAGGAGCCCGGAGCACCCUCACCUGUGCGUGCCCAAGAAGUCACUCCCUUUUUUAAGGCUGAAAUCAUUUCUCCGGUUUUCACAUUCCGCAUGUGGGCUGCAGGUGACCUGUUUUUCACUCAGUGACAAAAGCAGAUCGACUCACUUGGGCAGCGUAGCUCAGGGAGUAGGAUUCAUGAUAGUCAUUUGAGGAGCAGCCUUGGGGAAGCUAUUUAUAUACUCUAGGGAUGAAAGUCAGGGUGGGAAGCGUAAAAACCACCACACUUGCCUCUCUGGCCUUUCGCUACAUAAUGCAUUCACCCAGGAGUUAAGAAAAUGAGCUUCUGUGUUAAUGGAAGUCGGUCCUGUUACCAGGCUGAUGCUUUGACAUGAUGCUGAUGGGGAAAGUGGACUCAGGCUCAGGCUUCGUGUUAAACUCGAUGGCAGCUGUCACCGGCCCCUGCCGUCCGGGAGCAUGCCCUGCACCGGGCCUUCAGCGGCCCCUGUGCCCAGUCGUGACUCUCUACUUCUCACACCCGUGAUGCAGCGCGGUAGUGCCGGAGAGCCCUGGGCUGUCCAUUUGUCUGUCCUGAGCAAGCAGCGUCCAGUGGCCAGGUACGCGGCCCUCAGGUGAGAUUCACCUCCAGCCACAGAGGCUGUUCCCUGCAUUUCAUUCUUUAAAGUGGAUGUUGGUUUGGAUUAAGGAGAGAAAGAUAAAACUGCAACUCAGCUGCGAAAGCAAAAAUAAUCAGUGCAAAUCGGGCUCAGCUAUGAAAAUAGGGGGGUGACUGAUGUUUUCAAAGGUGCAUCUUGUAAAGCUGAGACCUCCGGGUAACCUACCAAGGAGCCUCGGCCCGCACAGGGCAGCUCCUGUGGGGACAGCGUGGCUUCACCCUGGGCCCUGGUUUCUGCAUCUCUCACGAAGUCUAAAGGCCUGAAAAGAAAGUGUUCAAUGCACCAAGGAGAGUUGUGGUUUUGGUUUUUGCUUUCCCAUUCCCUGUAAAUUCAGCGACAUUUGCCUUGAUGUACAGGUUCCAGUUUUCAACCUGUGACACUCCUCAUUUUCUCCUGGGUGCUUUUUGCCAUUUUAUUAAACUGCUGCAAGGGAAA